Messenger RNA from Ostreococcus lucimarinus CCE9901, 621 nucleotides. RefSeq lists its product with no specific name. The transcript has a single exon. The record is from RefSeq and is a predicted model, not a curated record. NCBI's taxonomy places the organism in Eukaryota, Viridiplantae, Chlorophyta, Mamiellophyceae, Mamiellales, Bathycoccaceae. Bases 1 to 621 code for a protein of 206 amino acids.
AUGAGUCUUGGACAAACCAUCGGAACGCGCGUCGCGGGGACGCGCGCGUUCGCGGCCAGCGCGGACGCGCCGCUUCUGGUGACGAUGAUUGGAGCUCAAAAACCCGUCAGUGAGGUGCACCGCAUGAUCGAAGCGUCGGGGGCAGAGAUUAAGGAGUCGCGCAACGUCCGACUCGGCGGUCGGGCUUCGAACAUGUUCUUGGUGACGAACGUGGACCCGAUGGCGCUUAAAAAGCAAUUCGAGGGACAAGUGUUUGAUUUCUUUUCCGUGUUUCCGGCGAAAAACACGGUGCAAGACAUCAAGGGUCCGUACUGCGAGACGUCCCCGCUCUUGCCGUAUGUGCGUAAAGCGACGAUGAGCGUGCCGUUCAAAAAGGGCGUGGUGAACGAAAUCACCGAAUUCUUAUGCUCCAAGGGGGUGACGUUGAGUCACAUGGACGAGUACCGAUCCGGCAAGGAUAUCGUUUUGGAGUGCAUCAUGCAUUUGCCCACCGGUCUCGCCGAGUUCCCGUCGGUCGACGACAAGUACGUUCUCCAAAAUCUCGAGGCGCUCGGUUGCACCGUCGCUGAGUUUGGACGCGUCGAGGGCCGACCGCAAGCGGAAAAGGCGGCGAAAAACUAA